Plasmodium reichenowi is the source of this 5442-nucleotide messenger RNA. RefSeq lists its product as hypothetical. The transcript has a single exon. Gene Ontology annotation, cellular component: cytoplasm. The coding region runs from base 1 to 5442 and encodes 1813 amino acids. The record is from RefSeq and is a predicted model, not a curated record. Gene Ontology annotation, molecular function: mRNA 5'-diphosphatase activity. NCBI's taxonomy places the organism in Eukaryota, Apicomplexa, Aconoidasida, Haemosporida, Plasmodiidae. Gene Ontology annotation, biological process: mRNA catabolic process.
AUGAUGAAAAGUACCAGAAAUAGCCUCAUAUAUUUUAAUAAUUAUCUAAUUAUUAAUAGAAAGUAUAAAAACAAAAUAUUGUUAAAUAAAAUAUUCCAGAAUGAUAUACAUAUAACUAAAAUGAAAUUCAACUUUGUUCAGAAGAACAAAAAAAUUAAUAAAAAUAUUUACAAUAUGAACUGUAUAGAGUUAUAUAGAUAUACGUACUUAUUAGAAAAAAAGAAUAUCAAUAAUAUAAUUAUAUAUAAACAAAUUAAUAAAAGAGUUGAGAUGAUAUAUAAGUUUCUGAAUCCUUCUAAAAUUAUUUUAUUAGUUAAACUAUAUUUAGAAAAUAAUAACUUUCAUAAUUAUAAAAAUACCUUUAUAUGUCUAUUACAACAAAUACUUAUAAAAUUAAAUGAAUUUAAUAUUGAAGAAAUAGUUAAAUUAUAUAAUAUUAUUAGUAAAGUAGAAAAUAAUCAAACCAUAGUUUAUUUAUUCAAAUAUAUUAAUAAUCAUCUUAUUCAUAAUUAUACAUUUAUAGACAUUAAAUCAUUUGCUAUCAUAUUAAAUGCCCAUGCUAAAUUAAAAAUUAAAGAUAUGAAAUUAAUAAAUAAAUUUUUAAAUAUUAUAAUUCAACAAAACUUAACAUUUGAUAUUUUAAAUUAUUCUAUCUAUUUUAAUACAUUCUAUAAACUCAAAAUAAUCAAUAAUCAAUAUGUUCAUACUAUAAUUAAUAAUUUUUUCAAUGAAAUAAAUAUAUGCCAAAAGCAAAAUAUACUAAAUCAAAUAAAUAAAGAAACUAAUAAAAUAAACUAUCUGUCAAAUAAUAAAGAACAUAAAAUUAUUCUGGACAAAUUUGCUAAUUAUAAGCCACAUCAUAUAUGUAAUAUUUUGUUGUAUCUUACGAUUUAUAAGGAUGUAUAUUUGAUGGGGGUAGACAAAAAUGAGAUUAGUAAUAUGAAAUCUGAUGAAAAAAACUUGCAAUAUUAUCAAAACAAUAAACAAUAUGAUCAAAACGCCAUACAAUAUGAUCAGAACAAUAAACAAUAUGAUCAAAACAAUAAACAAUAUGAUCAAAACGCCAUACAAUAUGAUAAAAACACCAUACAAUAUGAUCAAAACGCCAUACAAUAUUAUCAAAACAAUAAACAAUAUGAUCAGAACACCAUACAAUAUGAUCAGAACACCAUACAAUAUGAUCAAAACAAUAAACAACAUUCCAUUUAUGAACAUAUAACACUCCUGUAUCAAUUUAUCAUAAAAAAAAAAGAAGAAAUUCAUUGGGAAGAAAUUCUUAUGCUUUGUCAAAUUUUCAAAACUUUAAAAAUUAAAAAUGAUAUACUUGUUGAUUAUAUUGAAAAAAAAUUAUUACAACAUUUCGAACAAAAUGAUACACAACUAAUAAAUAAAAAUACAGAACUUAUAAAAAUAUUAUUUGAUAUGUGCACAUAUUAUAAUGAUAUAAAUAUAUAUAAACAUAGUAUAUCUUAUUUUCUUAAAAUGAAAAAUAAAAAAUAUAUAAUAGAUUUUUAUUCAGCCCUAUUAUUAUUAUAUACUUAUUCCGAAAUAAAUAUACUUGAUUAUGAUAUUAUAUCUUUAUUAGUUCAUAUAAUAAAUAAAAAAUAUAUGCAACAUUUUCAAGAAGAGCAUAUUUUUCUUCUAAUAAGAUCUAUAUAUAAAAUAUGUAUAAACAAUCAACACUAUUUUGUAUAUACAGAAAAUAAAGCACAUGAUUUAUUAUAUGAUCAUAAUAUGGCUUACAAAUUAGAUAAUAAACAGAAUGUUGUAAAUGUGACAAGUGAUGAUAAUAAUAAUGAAGUGUGUAAAGAUAAUAAUAGUGAUGUGUAUAAUGAUAAUAAUAAUAAUAAUAAUAAUAAUAAUAAUAAUAACAAUAAUGUUUAUAAUAAUAAUAAUGUUUAUAAUAAUAAUAAUAAUGCUUAUUAUAAUUGUAAUUUAUAUCAAAAUGCAGAUAAUACCAUUAAUAAAACUAAUAAUUAUUAUGAACCGAACGCCUUAUCUAAUAUGUCUUCUAUAUGUAUGUUAAAAAAUUUAAAUAAAAAUAAAAAAGAUGAAAAAAUUUCCUUUGCUAAUUAUCAAUGUAAUAUAUAUCCUACCAGUAAAAUACAAAUACACCAUGAUACCUUUUUAAACACACAUAAAAAAAAAAAGAUGUUCUAUAAAAUUAAAAAUUUGAAUGAUCAAAUCUUUACCAAAUUACAAACAGAUUUGUUAUCCAAAAAAAUAGAACUAUAUGAUAUGAACAUAUCUAUAAUGUGUAAAAUUUUAUAUUACUCUGUCUUUCUAAGAAAUUUUAUAUUUAUCAAUAAUGUAAUGCAUUUGUUCAUAAAUUAUGAAAACAAAAAGUUGAGUUUUAAAAAUAUUUUAAAUAUAUUAUAUUCCUAUGUUCAUAUGAAAAAAAAUUAUAUAUAUAAGAAACAAAUAUUACAACAAAUAAAUGUUAUAAAUAUAAAUGAAGGCAAUAAACAUAUAGAACAUGUUAUUAACAAAAAUAAUGAUAAUCAUUUUGAAAUAUUAUCAAAUUUUUAUUUUCUUAUAUAUAAGAAAAAAUAUGUUAACCAAUUAAAAAAUAUGAUUUAUUAUAUGUUUCUUCAAUCCAAAAUAAAUAUAUAUAGUUUUAUUAAUAUGGAUAUAAUAAAAAACUUAGUCCAUUAUUCAUUUCUGAAUAUACACUUACUUAGUACUAUACUUAAUACGUUAUUAUCAAAGGAUUUAAAUGUCAUAAAUAUAAUACAAAAUAGUGACCAUAAUAAUGAUAAUAAUGAAAAUGAUGAUGAUAAUGAUGAUGAUAAUGAUGAUGAUAAUGAUGAUGAUAAUAAUGAAGAUAACAAUAAUAAUAAUAAUAAUAACAAUAAUAAUAACAAUAACAAUAAUAACAAUAAUAAUAAUAACAAUAAUAAUAAUAAUAUUUAUUCUUAUCAUGCACAAGGCGAAUACCAAAAUGUACACACUUCUAAUAAUAUGCUCAACAAUCCAACUAACAUUUAUCUACAAAAUAUUUCCACACACAAGCAUAUCGAACUAUACAAUAAAAUCUUUACACACAUAAAUACACUCAUUUUGAAGUGUCACAAUAUUUAUGAUAUCACAAGAAUUUUUAACGCUUCAUUCAUCUUACUUAAUCAUAUUCAAAAAGUAACAGAUGAAAAUAAAUUCUAUCAAGAAUACCAACAAUUGCAAAAUCAUAUACAUAAUACAUUGGAAAAAAUUGAAAAAAAUAUUUUACAAAAUUAUGUCUUAUAUAAUAAAGAAUUUAUCAUGCUUCUGUCAGCUAUAUGUAUAUAUAAUAAUAAUUAUAGUUAUAUACCAUUUUGUUUUUUCUACAAAUAUUUUGAACAUUUGGUUUUUCAACAGUCUUUAUCAUAUUGUAUUUUACUCAGUAACGAUGAAGAGCUAAAACAUUUUUCUAACUUAAUUUAUGAAUUAUCCAAAUGUAAUUUUAUAAACAAUAUUAUGAUUGAACGAAAAAAUACAAAAGUAGAAUUAAAAUAUCCCGAACAAAAUCAUAACACUAAUCUUCAACUACAUAAUAUAAAUUAUCUUCAACAUGAACAUGAUUUGUAUAAAAAUAUUCCUAAUAAUAAUAUGUAUGAUCAUCAUUAUAUAGAACAAUUUUAUUAUUAUCAUAUUCAACAAAUAAUCAACAGCAUAGACAUUAAUACAAACGAACAAAAUGAUAUAUCUAAUAAUUAUAAUAUGCUAGGAACAAAACAAGAAAAUCUAAUUCAUACAAAUAUUAUAGAUAAACAAAAAAAAAAAAAAAAAAAAAAUGAUGAUGAUGAAGAGAAAAAAUAUAUAUAUCAGUUAAAUCAUUUUGAAAUAAAUAAUAUUAUAAAUAUAUAUAAAGUAUUAAUAAAUAAUUAUGACAUAUUAAGUAAAUAUGAAAUUUUUAAUAAAAUUAAAGAUAUGUAUUUAUAUUCUUCAAAAAUAAUUCAUGUGAUAUUAAAUAAUCUACCUUUAUACGAAUUAAACAAAUUAUGUUUAUUAAUUUUAAAAAAUAAAAUACCUAAUACCUAUUUAUUUCAACAUAUUAUAAAAUAUAAUUCUGAGUAUAUCAAUCUAAAGGAUUAUAUGCUAGAUACAAAUUAUAUUAUUGAUAUAUUGAAUAUUUUUAUAAAUAUCAAAAAAUAUAAUAUUUUUAUAGAUAACAAUAUUGUAAUUAAUAUUAUUAGGAAAAAUAUAAAUAUGAUGAAUACACCACAACAAAUUAAUAGAUUAUUAGAGUUAAUAUAUCUUAUGAAAAAUAUAAAUAUCCAUAAUAAUCUAAUAUUAGAAACAUCCAAAAAUAUAUAUUCAAAUUAUCUUUUAACAAAUACAAAUAUUAAUAUAGGGGAAAUUAUAUACUUCUUAUAUCUAUUAAAUCAUUUUAAUAAUUAUGAAUUACUAAAUUCUAUGUUUUGUAUUUUCUAUAAUUUAUGGUCUAAUCAUAUGAAAACAAUUACAAUUCGGAAAAAUCAAAAAUUACAAUUAAAUUCGAGCUUAAAUAAUACUUUUUAUAUAUCCAAAUAUAUAUACACAUUUGAAGAAAAGCAUAUAUUAAAUCUUACUAAUAAAAUAUCAUCAUAUUCAGAAAAGCACCAUAAUUUAAAUGAUGAGUAUAUUCUAUAUAUAAAUGAAGACAGUAAUAUUCCUUGUCACGAAAAUAGAGAUUUACAUAAUAUCCUUACCUCUAACUUAAACAAUCAACAUAAUGAAAUAUAUCUCAAUAAGCAAAAUGUACAAAAUCACACAACAAAAGAUAAUAAUAAUAAUAAUAAUAAUAAUAAUAUAUUAUCGUAUGGAAAUAAUUAUAAUAAUAUAUUAUCGUAUGAAAAUAAUUAUAAUAAUAUAUUAUCGUAUGAUCAUAAUAAUAAUCAAAAUUGUCAUCAUAUUAACGAACAAUUCAAUAUGUACAAUCUAAAUUAUAUAGAUACCCAAAUAAGUAAAAAAAAUUAUAUACUUCAUAUGAAUGAUCAUACAUUUAUAAUAUUAUUUUUCAUAUUAGAUCUUCAGAAAAAUAAUGAUAAAUCUGAUAUUUUAUUGAAAAUAUUAAAUUUAUAUAAAUCAUGCUUUUCUAUUUUUAAAGAACAUAUUUAUAUAUUUAACAAAGAAAUAAUAAUCCAAUGUUUAUAUAUUUACUUCAAUUCAGAAAUUAAUAAUUUAUUCAUAACACACAAACAAAAAGAAUUAAAAAAUAAUCAAAUCAUUCACAAUAUUAAUGAUAAGAUUAUUUAUAUAUUAAAUAUAUUAAUAACAUUUAUUCAUAAUCUAGAUAUACAAUCCGUUUUAAAAUUGUCUUUUAUUUAUAUACACUUUUUUAAUUCCAUCUCUAAGAAAACAUAUAAUGUUAAAGAGAACAUCAUACUACUUAUGAAACAUAUUAAUAAUAAAAAAAAAUUAAUCGAAAAUAAUAAUAUCUUGUAUGAACAAAUAAAAAGUUAUGCAAACAUGUCACCUUAUUAA